This is a messenger RNA of Pelobates cultripes (western spadefoot toad), 3785 nucleotides long. The record is from the annotation of a GenBank genome assembly. NCBI's taxonomy places the organism in Eukaryota, Metazoa, Chordata, Amphibia, Anura, Pelobatidae.
AUGGAUGCCCCAAACAGACGUGUGGUUAUCAAUGUUGGUGGGGUUAGAUUUGAGACCUAUGCCAGCACUUUGCAGACAUUCCCGGGGACAAAGUUGUCCAACCUUGCAGAAUCCACGGCCUACAGUACGACCGACUAUGACCCGCAGCGAAAUGAGUUUUUCUUUGACCGGAAUCCUGUGGUCUUUGGGUAUGUGCUGGAUUUCUACAGGACCAAGCACCUCCAUUGCUCAGGAGAUAUGUGCAAAUCUGUGCUAAUGGAAGAGCUAAACUUUUGGGAGGUGAACAGUAGCCAGAUGUCCUAUUGCUGCUGGCUGAAAAUGAACAACAUGGUCAGCAAUUUGGAAGAUAUUGGCAUGUGGGAUGAGGUCUCGCACCAUGACCAGCAGCUCCUUGUCCAGACUGAUAGGGUGGAUUAUGGCUGGCGUGCUCGGUGGCAGCCAAAAGUGUGGACCCUCUUUGAAAUGCCCUUCUCGUCACUGAUCUCUAUGGUAAGCUGGUUCAUUUUUACCUACACUGGAGACCAUGAGUUGUUGUCCUCUUUCUCACUUGCUUUUCUAAAUUAUAGGGGGAUUCCUUUGAUCUCACCAAUUUAACCAUACAUGAUUAUUCACUAAAGUUUCAAUUUAGGUCAAAAUAGCUGAACUAGAAAAUUAAUUUAUGCUUAUAGUUUGGCUGCUUUGGCCUUUGAAUUUGAAGUUCACUUUGAAUCCUCACUUUAGUAAACAACUAAUAGUGUCACAUCCCACUGGGACAAGCACAAUCACCAAACAGACAAAACAUACUUGUAUUUGGAAGAUUGUACCAGAUAACAUACACUUCUAGUAUUGACAUGUGGUAGAUAUUACUAAGUGUCCAGAAUACGAACUCCAUUAACGACUGGGGGAGCUUGUCCUCAGUGCAGCUUUAUGAUUUUUUAAAGAAGUGGUCAACCUAGUGAAAAAAAUCACUGAGGAGCAAUGGAAUAACUUCAAACAAAUAUUAGAGAGAUAUAUUUCUCAGUAUGUACCAUUGGUAAAUAAAUAUAAAAAGAACAAAUUGAAACCAAUGUGGCUUAGUGGACAAGUAAAUCAAGAAAUUAAAAAUAAGAAAAGGACAUUUAAAGCAUUAAAAUCGGACAAAAAAAAUCUGAGACAUUUUAUAUAAGCUAUAAGAAAGACAAUAAUGCAUACAAAAAGGCGAUUAGAUUCGCUAAACUAUGAAAUUAGGAAGUUAUAGCCAAAGCAAGUAAAACAAACCCCAAAGCAGUUUUUUAAAGUACGUAAACUAAAAAAAAAAAAAAUGUACGGACACUGAAAACCAGAAAAAGGCUGACAUUUUUAAUAACUAUCUCUUCUCACACAUUAAGGAAUAACCUAUAGCUAGCGAGGCAAUCCCCUGAAAAAGGGGCCAUAGUGUGUUGUUUUGGGUGAAAAUGAAUAGAAGACCUAGUCUUAUUUUCGGGGAAACAUGGUAGUUGCAUUCUAUGAAGAAGUAGAAGUAUAGAUCACUAUGUUGUUGUUGUGGAUGUGAUCUACUUGAAUUUUGGCAAGGCAUUUGAUACGUUUCCACACAAUAGGUUAGUCUUCAAACUCAAAUAAAUUGGUCUAGACCAGGGGUGGGCAAUCUGCGGCCCUCCAGAGGUUUUGGACUACAUCUCCCAUAAUGCUCUUAGGGCCAUAAUGCUAGCAAAGCAUCAAGAGAGAUGCAGUCCAAAACAUCUGAAGGGCCGCAGAUUGCCCACCCCUGGUCUAGAUGAAAAUUCUUGCUCUUGGGUAGAACAUUGGCUUACAGAGUACAGAGUACAUAAAUGGUUAAUUUUCAAUCUGGACAAAAGUGGUAAGUGGUGUCCCUCUGGGUUCUGUUCUGAGACUGCUUCUAUUUUACAUAUUUAUAAAUGAUCUUAAAAUAAGCAUUGAAAGUCAUGUUUCAGUGUUUGCAGUGACCCAAAGCUCUUUAACGUAGUACACGGUGAGCAAGAUAUUACUUUGCUGCAGAGAGAUUUAUAUAGAUUGGGGGGCUGGGCACUCAAAUGGCAGAUAAAGUUUACUGUAGAAAAAUGCAAAGUUGUGCACUUUGGGGUAAAGAAUGCACAAGCAACUUACACCCUAAAUGGUAGUCAAUUAGAGAUAACGAGAAGAAUUUAUGAAUUGUAAAGACCACAAACUGGACAACAAUGUGCAAUGCCAAUCAGCAGUGGCAAAGGCCAGUAAGGUAUUGUCAUAUAUUUAAGGAUGAGAAUAUGAUUUUGCCUCUUUAUAAAUCACUGGUAAAACCACAUCUUGAAUAUGCUGUGCUAUUUUGGGCACCUAAAGAAGGAUACUGUGGCACUAGAAAAAGUGCAGAGGCGGGCUACAAAAUUAAUAAAAGGAAUGGAAUAUUUAUUAAAAAGGUUAACAAAUUUAAACCUCUUUAGUAUAGAAAACGGUGCCUCAGAGGGGAUAUGACAUAUAUCAUACAAAUAUAUCCAGGGCCAAUAGAAACCAUUGUCUGAAAAACUAUUCACAAACAGGACUAUACACAAGACAUGAAGUCACAUGUUUAAACUGGAUUUAGUCUAAGUAAAAGUAAUGGUUGUUUUUUUUUACAGUAAUAACAAUAAGGAUGUGGAAUUCUCUGCCUGAAAAAGUGGUUCUAUCAGAGUCUUUACAGAUGUUUAACCCCUUAAGGACCAAACUUCUGGAAUAAAAGGGAAUAAAAGGGAAUCAUGACAUGUCACACAUGUCAUGUGUCCUUAAGGGGUUAAACUAGAUGCAUACUUGCAGAAACAUAAUAUUCAAGGAUAUAAUUUAUAGUUUUUAAAUUGGGGGAUAAUAGCUUCUUGAACCAAAAGUAAAUCUUCUUUUGAAACAACAACAAAAAUGUGAGAAAGGCUGAACUUGAUGGACACAUGUCUCUUUUUAGCCUAUGUAACUAUGUAGCAGUCUGCUUUCAUAGCUAAUUCCAUUACAGAUUGAAUCUUAAUUUUGAUGUUUCCACUCUUAUAUCGUUACAGUGUGUCGCAGCUGUGUCACUUCUUUUCACCAUUGCAGCUAUAGUGAUCUUCUUUGAAGAGACAAAAGAGCAUUUUGUUUUUGUGGUGGCGAACGGAACAUCUGAUGCAGACAUUGAAUACUUUUCCCUGAAAUAUGAGUUUGAUUACCGCAAGGUGUCCUAUUUGCUUUAUCUGGAACUUGUUUGCAUCUUGUGGUUCAUUUUUGUGUUUUUCAUACGUUUCUUUUUCUGUCCGGACAAGAAAAAAUUCAUGAAAAAUCUUCUUAACUGGGUAGACUUCAUAUCUCUUUUCCCAGUCUUUGUGGAACUGAUGGCAAGAGGGCAAGUCAAACCAAUGGAUGACUUAUGGAUGGUCCUAGGCUUUCUUCGCACAUCCUACAUUCUCAAGUUGAUCAGAAUCAUCCUACAUAUCGAAGGCAGUCUCAUUCUGAGGGUCCUCUCUGGGACUUUGAAGGCAAUUAUGAAGGAGAUCUUCAUUCUCUUGCUGGUCCUGGCUUUUGAAGCACUGUUUUUUGCUACUUUGGAAUUCUAUGCAGAAUGUUCUGAAAUAGGAGUAAAUCAUGAGUCCAGUGUUUUAGGAGACAUCUACGCUUCCUGCUGGUGGGCUAUAAUCACUCUGACCACAGUAGGAUAUGGAGACAUAUAUCCUGUGACCACUUUUGGCAAAAUUGUAUCAAGUUUAACAGCCAUUUGUGGCAUCAUGACCAUUGUGAUACCAAUCCCCAUCCUAAUGAUAAAGUUUCAACAUUAUUACUCCAUAGCUUUAGCGAAGGAAAAGCUAAAAAAUCACAGGCACAAACAGCAAGGAUUAUAA